AUGGGCACAACAGAUCGGGGAGGAGGCGGGAUCGGUGCAUCGUCUGCCGGUAUGCUGCGGGACGGUCCUCCCGGUCCCCCCCGAUCUCCCUUGUCCCCCCUGGAGCGCGGUGUGAAGCGGCACAUUCCCAAUCUGCUCACGGUCGGACGGCUCGUCGGCGCGGGGGUGUUCAUCGCGCUGCUCAGCGUGUGGGAUACGGCCUCGGAUCCGGCUCUGCUGCUCGUGAGCGCCGCCGUCUUCGCCAUCGCGGUGGUGACGGAUGCCCUGGACGGGUACCUGGCCCGGAAAUGGGAGGUCGUGUCCAUGUUUGGGCGGGUGAUGGACCCGCUCGCGGACAAAGUAAUCGUGCUCGGCGGGUUCGUGAUGCUCGCCUCGCCCGCGUUCGUGCUUGGCGACGGGCGGAUGCUCAGCGGCGUGGCAUCGUGGAUGGUGGUGGUCAUCCUCGCCCGGGAACUGCUCGUGACGGCGAUCCGGUCGGUGAUGGAGGCGCGGGGGAUCGACUUCUCGGCCUCGCUCUCCGGGAAGCUCAAGAUGAUCCUGCAGUCGGUGGCAAUCCCGGCGAUCCUCGUGCUCGCGUGGAUGCACCAGAACGGCGACGGCGCGGGGUGGAUCGUCGAGGCGAACCGGUGGGUUGCGUGGGCGGUGGUGGCGGUGACCGUGGUGUCCGGCGUGCCGUACGUGACGCGGGCGGAUUCGGUACUGGAUCGCCUCGGCGACGUGAGCGACGGUGAUGGUUUCUUCGGCGCUGAUGUCCGCGAUGGUGAGGGCGGUGCGGCGGAUCUUGUCGUAGGCGUCCUCGGCGAGGCGAGCGUAUUCGUCGAGCUGGCGGCCGCGGAGGUUGGCGUUGAUUGUGAGGCCCUGCCUGCCGCGUUGGAUUUCGCGGGCUCGGAGGUAGCGGUCCAUCUCACGCUGGCUGUUGGCGUCGUCGGGGAGUGUGCCUUUGGGCGUGGGGUUCAUCGCGGCGACAAGCUGGAAAUUGGCGGGGAAGCGGACGCUGGAGUGCGCCCGGGAGAUGGUGACGUGGUGGUCUUCCAGCGGUUGGCGCAUGGUCUCGAGGACCGGGCGUGGGAACUCGGGGAGCUCGUCGAGGAAGAGGAUGCCUCGGUGGGCGAGGGUGAUCUCACCGGGUCGCGGGAUGAUGCCGCCGCCGAUGACGGCGCUGGCGCUCGCGGUGUGGUGCGGCGUGCGCACGGGUCGCGUUGUGGCGAGGCCCGAGUCGUGGCGGCGGCAUCCCUCGGCGAGCUGACCGCAGAUGGAAUAGAUGCGCGUGACCUCGAGCGCCUCUUCGGGCGUCAUGGGCGGGAGGACGCCCGGGAAGGCUUUGGCCAUCAUGGAUUUGCCGGUCCCGGGCGGGCCGAGCAUGAGGAGGUUGUGCCCCCCCGCUGCCGCGACGGUGAUGGCGCGCUUGACGGGUUCCUGGCCUUUGACGUCCGCGAAAUCGAUCUCGGCGGUGGCGUCCGCGAUGAGGCCGGCGACGUCCACGGGCGGGUGCGGCUCGGCGUCGAGCAGGCCGUUGAAGAUGGCGACGACUUCGUUCAGCGUGCGCACGCCGAGGACGUUGACGCCGUCGACGACGGAGGCCUCGGCGGCGUUCUCCGCGGGGACGAUGACGCAGGGGAUCCCGAGUUCGAGCGCGAGGGAGGCGAGGACGAUGGCGCCUCGGAUGGGGCGGACGCGCCCGUCGAGGGCGAGUUCGCCGGCGAUGAGGCAGUGUUCCGGCCUGAGCGGAUCGCCGGUCGGCCUCUCCUCCAGGAGACCGACCGACGAAUCCGAACAGGUGGUCGAUCCGGACAUCGCGAGCUUCGGGGCUGGGUCGCGCGGGCGGAUCACUCCCGACGCGAGGAGCACCCCGACGGCCAUAGGCAGGUCGUAGACGGGGCCUUCCUUCCGGACAUGGGCUGGGGCAAGGUUCACCAGCAGUUUGCCCGGAGGAAAGCGGUAGCCUUCGUUGUGGAUGGCGGAUCGGACACGGUCGAGCGAUUCCUUGACGGCCUGGUCGGGGAGCCCGACGAUGGUGGAGCCGGCCAGGUCGGUCGGCGCGAGAUCGAACUCGAUCUCGCAGGGGAUGCCGUCGAUGCCUUGCAGGAUGAAGCUUUUGCGUACGCGAAGGCUCGGCCCGGGUAUCCCGAUGGGGCGAUGGCGUGGGUUGUCGAGGGGCUUGAUGAAUCGGGCGCCGCGGUGGACGUCGGGGCCGGCACGGGGCUUUCGACGCGUGGGCUCGAGCGGGCGCUUGGCGAUGGAUGGGAACUCAUCGCGGUGGAGCCGAACGCGUCGAUGCGGGAGGCCGGCGCGUCGUCCGGGCGGGCGCGGUGGGUCGACGGGACGGGCGAGGCGACGGGGCUCGCGGAUUCGAGCGCGGACCUGAUCGUCGCGGCUCAGGCGUUCCACUGGUUCGAGCCGGAUAAGGCUAUGCGCGAGUUCCGGCGCGUGCUGCGGCGGGAUUCGGGGCGGGUCGCGCUCGUCUGGAACACGCACGACACCGCGGUCGAAUCGAUGGCGGCGUACAAGGCGAUCAUGAUGCGGCACGCGACGGAGCCCCCCGCUUCUCCGUCGUGCUCGGGGUGGAAGAGCGCGGAUGUCUCGGCGAUUGAGAAUUGCGGGCUCUUCGGCGGCGUUGAAUCUCGCGUGUUCUCGAACGACCAGGUGCUCCCGCUCGACGGGUUGAUCGCGCGGGCGGCGAGUUCUUCGUACAUCCCGAGCGAGGGCGCUGGGUACGAGGCGUUGUGCGCGGAUCUGCGCGCGCAUUUCGAGCGGUAUCGCGAGGAUGACCGCGUGCGGCUGGUCUACGAUACGACCGUGUACCGCGCGGAGGCGCUGGGCGGCGACGCGCGCGUGCGCGAGCUUGUCGAGACGUUCUACGACGUCAUGGACGAGAAGUACGCGCACCUCCGGGGUCUGCACGCGGAGGACCUGACGAAUUCCCGGCUGACUCUUUACGAGUUCCUCUCGGGGUGGCUCGGCGGGCCUUCGAUCUACAUCCAGAAGUACGGGCACCCGCGUCUUCGGAUGCGCCACGCGCACGUGGUGAUCGACGACCGGGGGGUGAUGGAGUGGAUCUCGUGCAUGGACGAGGCGAUGGACGCCUUGGGGAUCGAGGGAGACCUGCGCGCGUUCCUCGACCAGCGGUUCGCGCACACGGAGGUUCCCGUGGGUCGGCUUGGUAUGGCGCUCGUGUCGCUGUCGCUCGUUUUCUGCGCCCCGGCCGGGCUGGCCGCGUCGGACGGCGCUCCCGUGCUGACGAGGCACCGGACGAACGUCCGCGACUGGACGGUUCGCAUCUACGUGAACCUGCGCCCCGACCGGCAGCGACGGGACCCGGCCGUGCCCUUCGAGCAGUUCCAGCUCCCGCAGAGCGGGUACAUCCAGUUCGAUCGGGCGACGUGCGCGUUCCCGCUGCUGGUGGAGAGCUCGAGCCACGAGGCGUACCUGGAACGGCUCGAGACGAGCGCGAUGAUCAAGGGGCACGUCGCGACGCGGGCGAGCGUUGUUGAUAUCGGCCCGUUCCCGGACGAGCGCGAGGCGGUGUACGAGCUCGGCCCGGUGCGGAUGCAGGACAUGAUCUCCUUCCGGCUCGAGUACCCGAUGACGUGCUACGAGACACGCAUCGAUGAGGGGCGGGCCUUCGAGAUCGAGUGGCCGAGGGAGCUGUGGCCGGAAGAGGCGCUGGCGUACCUGGGCCCGCAGGCGUACGUCGAGUCGGACCACGACGACGUGGCGGCGCUGGUGGAGGCGUGGACGAAGGGCAACCCGCGGAAGGCGAAGCCGUACUACCUCGCGAAGUUCCUGACGGGGCGUGUGCUGGAGCACUACUCGCCGACGGAGGGGAUCUACCGCGAGCAGGGCGUGCCCCGUCUCGGGCGGGUCGAGGGGACGGAAUACCUCACCGGGUUCAUGCUCGAGGGCGCGGCGCACGCGGCGCGGGCGAGGGAGGGAUCGAAGAACGACCUCGUGAACCUGCUCGUCGCUGUGCUGCGUUCGGCGGGGAUCCCGGCGCGGCUCGUGAUCGCUGUGGAUCCGAUCGAGACGGACCGUGCCAAGUUCCCGGUGUUCAAUGUGUGGGCGGAGUUCGCGUUGUACGACGAGCCGGCGGACCGGCUCGAAUGGAUCCCGGUGGACAUCCUCGAGCAGCAGGCGUUCAGCUCGCGGGCCCCGGCGAUCGAUCAGCCCUGGGAAUACUUCGGGAAGAACCUCACGCUCGACGUGAUGCUGCCGGUCGCCUCCAGGUGGGAACCCCUCCGCGAGGGGUUCCUGGCGGAGUCGGCGCCGGUCUUCUAUGGGUGGUUGACCGAGCCGAUCCCGCAGUGGUGCCGGCAGGAGAUCCGAGUCGUGGGGUUCGAUACACCCAUGAAGCCGGGGUACAUCGAGCUGGAGAAGCGGAAAGAGCGGUCGAGGCCGCCCCAGCACUGCCCGCGGUGGAUCCGCCGGUGGCUGCUCGCGGCUGGCAUCUACAACAUCGUCUGGGGCACGGCCGUUGUCGCGUUCCCGAUGCUGAUCUUCCGCUCGCUCGGGCUCGCCGAGCCGGUGUACCCGCAGAUCUGGCAGUGCGUCGGGAUGAUCGUGGGCGUGUACGGCGUCGGGUAUCUCAUCGCGUCCCGGGAUCCGGCGCGUCACUGGCCGAUCGUUCUGGUCGGUCUGCUCGGCAAAGUUUUCGGUCCGAUCGGUUUCGUGCACGCGAUCUGGACGGGCUCGUUCCCCUGGGCGUUCGGCGUGACCAUCGUGACGAACGAUUUGAUCUGGUACCCCGCCUUCUUUGCGGCGCUCGCCUUUGCGUGGAGAUCUUCAAUGACGAUCGAACAGGAUAUCGAGAGCCCGCUGAACGCCCGCGAAGCGAUGGCGCGAUUCGAGGCGUCGUCGGGGCGGAGUGUUGCGGAAGAGUCGCGUGAGGGCGGGCUGCUGGUGGUGUUCCUGCGUCACGCGGGGUGCACGUUCUGCCGCGAGGCGAUGGGCGAUCUCCGUGAUCAGCGCGAGACCCUUCGCGCCUCGGGCGUUCGGAUCGUGCUCGUCCACAUGAGCCGGGACGGGUCCAUCGAACGGCUCGCGGCGAAAUACGGGCUCGGCGACGUGCUGUUCGUGUGCGAUCCGGACCGCGAGCUGUACCGCGCGUUCGAGCUUCGUCGCGGCACGCUCGGGCAGCUGUUCGGUGUGCGGGUCGUCUGGCGUGCGGUGCUCGCGACACUGCGCGGUCACGGCAUCGGCAAGCUGGCCGGCGACGGGUUCCAGAUGCCGGGGGCGUUCCUGGUGCGGGACGGCGAGAUCGUGCGGGCGUACCGGCACGAGACGGCCGGGGACCGACCGGACUACUGCGUGCUGGCGUCGGCGUAG
Symbiodinium necroappetens is the source of this 5322-nucleotide messenger RNA. NCBI's taxonomy places the organism in Eukaryota, Dinophyceae, Suessiales, Symbiodiniaceae. The record is from the annotation of a GenBank genome assembly.